CCCACACGCUCACGCCUUCCUCGCCCACGCCACCAGACGAACCACCACCUCGCCUCGCCCAUGGCCGGCGGCGACGACGCCCAGGACCACGCCGCCACCGAGGACCCGCCGCAACGCGCCCCGGACCCCUUCCUCCGCUUCCUCAUCCCGGCCCCGAAGCCGCGCCGGGCCGCGCCCACCGCGCUUCUCCAGCCGCCGCACCGCCUCAUCGCGCCGCCGGAGCUGGUGAUGCGCCCCGAGGAGCGCCUCUUCAUCGUCCCGCCCACGCGCCCCGACUGGCUCCCGCCUCCUCCCCGCAGUUACCAGCAUUCUCCCUCCUCCUCCUCCUCGACGGGCGCGGUGGCGCGCCCACGCCCGCCCGUCCCGCCGCCGCCGCCGCCGCCUUCUCCCUCCCGCCGUUACCAUUCUUCUUCCCCCUCGCCGCGCCCGCGCCCCCGGCCGCCCUUCCCGCCGCCCACGAACGACCCCUGGGCGCGCAAUGCGGGCCGCUUCGCUCGGCAGUUCGCUGGUGUGCAUGUCAACGGCAAUGCGAGGCGCGGCAGGAGCCCCGUCGUCCCGCUCCCGCACGACGGCGGAGCCCGCUUCCUCCCCGUCCCACUCCCGCACGACGUUGGUUUCCAGAGGCCCAAGGCGGCGGCGGCGGCGCCGCACAAGGAGAAGGAGAAGAAGGCGUGGGUCGCCGUGCAGAGGAAGGCCGAGAGUGGUGCGCGUGACGAGGAUCGCGCCGCGGCGCUCAGCGAAGGAUACUCCGGUGGGGACGAGGGGAGCGUUGAAGCCGAGGACGUACUCCAACCACAGGGCAAGGGCGAGCAGCAGGAGGACGACGAUGCUAACCGUCGCCUGCUUCUCAUUGACCAGCAAGACGACGACGUCGAGAGUUCUCUGCCCACGGAUGGUACUCUGGACUGUUCCGGCCGCGCCGGCGGCGGUGAUCGGCCAAGCGAGGUCACGCCUGGACCGGAUCAAGUUCCACGCCUGCAGGGCAGAAUGCGCAGGCCAGAGGCGGAAUGCCGCCACGACAUCGACACCUUCACGCCUGGCUUGCUCGCGCUCUACGAGUCCCUGAAGCCAUCAGAAGAGCACAGGUCCAAGCAGAAGCAGCUCGUGGACUCCCUCGCCAAGUCUGUCAGCAAAGAGUGGCCCAAUGCUCAGAUGCAUCUCUACGGAUCGUGCGCCAAUUCGUUUGGAACGUCGCACAGCGACGUGGAUGUCUGUCUCGAGAUGGAAACUGGCACCCAGGACGCGAUUGAGGUUCUUGUGAAAUUGGCAGAUGUGUUGAGGACUGACGGUUUCGAGAACGUGGAGGCAAUUACCAGUGCUAGAGUUCCGAUCGUAAGGAUGUCGGAUCCAGGAAGUGGUUUCUCAUGUGACAUAUGCAUCAACAAUCUCCUCGCUGUUGCCAACACAAAGCUUCUGAAGGAUUACGCUCAGAUAGACCAGAGGUUGCUUCAGCUGGCCUUUCUUGUGAAGCAUUGGGCCAAACAGAGAGGCGUGAACGAAACAUACCGUGGAACGCUCUCUAGCUAUGCGUAUGUUCUUAUGUGCAUCAACUUCUUGCAGCAAUGCGAGCCAAAGAUUCUACCAUGCCUGCAGGCCAUGGAGCCAACAUAUAAACUGACCGUUGACGGCACUGAAUGCGCCUACUUCGACAAAGUUGACCAACUCCAAGGUUUCGGCGCUGACAACAAGGCCAGCGUCGCCGAAUUGCUGUGGGGGUUCUUCCACUACUGGGCGUCCCAGCACCACUACAAGCGCGACGUCAUCUCCGUCCGCUUGGGGAAGACAAUCAGCAAGCAGGAGAAGAGGUGGACGACUCGCGUCGGGAACGACCGCCAUCUGGUGUGCAUCGAGGACCCGUUCGAGGUCAGCCAUGAUCUCGGCCGUGUGGUUGACCGGCAGACGAUCAGGAUCCUCAGGGAGGAGAUGGAGCGAGCCGCCGUCGUGCUGCAGCACGACGACGACCCCUGCGUCACUCUGUUCGAGCCCUACGGUUGUGAAAACUGAUUGAUUUGUUGAUUGAUCGGCAUGGCCGCAUGGGAACUGAGAACCCGGUUGCUGCUGCUUGAUGUCUGCUUAGUUGUCUGAACUGCACAUAAAUAAGGCCUGUCAAAACCAAAAAAAUUUCGCGAACUAAACAAAGCCUAAGGCUUCAGAUGAUAGUAAAAAAUUGUGAAGAGAACUGAAAUGAUAUCUCGUC
This is a messenger RNA of Sorghum bicolor (sorghum), 2197 nucleotides long. RefSeq names its product UTP:RNA uridylyltransferase 1. Gene Ontology annotation, molecular function: RNA uridylyltransferase activity. The record is from RefSeq and is a predicted model, not a curated record. The transcript is spliced from 6 exons. The coding region runs from base 61 to 2004 and encodes 647 amino acids. Lineage: Eukaryota; Viridiplantae; Streptophyta; Magnoliopsida; Poales; Poaceae.